Microthlaspi erraticum is the source of this 483-nucleotide messenger RNA. The record is from the annotation of a GenBank genome assembly. Lineage: Eukaryota; Viridiplantae; Streptophyta; Magnoliopsida; Brassicales; Brassicaceae.
AUGAUGAUGAUUGUUGCUGCUGAGGCUCCUGAGUCCAGAUUGAUCAACCAGAAGUGCAAGCACCUACUGUGGCCUUUCACACUUCACCAGUUGAGCUCGCACAACAAGCUCGAUCGGCAGCUCGAUCGACCAGUUGAUACAUCAUCAGGCCGCCUACUCAGUCAAAACCAUAAGGAAGUGAUUCACAAGUUCAGAAGAGACCUAAGUGAGAUUGGAGUUGAGUUGCCUUCUAUGGAAAGCAUGAGUGAGGCCUUUGAGCAAAUGAAGUUGAUUCAAGAUGUUCUGGCUCACAAGGACAAGUUUUCUGAGCUUCUAAAGAUGUCUACUCCCCAAAUCAACCUGCUUACCUCACCCACUUUCUUACCAAAGGUGAAGGAUCAAGGGAAGUUCACUCUCCCUCGCACACUUGGGCAUAUUGAGGUUGACAAUGCCUUGGUGGAUUCUGGUGCAAGCAUCAACCUCAUCUCACUCACAAUGGCAUAA